Molecule: messenger RNA, 2796 nt
Organism: Xenopus laevis (African clawed frog)
Lineage: Eukaryota; Metazoa; Chordata; Amphibia; Anura; Pipidae
Product: chromaffin granule amine transporter
Exons: 14
Coding region: 18-1448 (476 amino acids)
Source: RefSeq, a predicted model, not a curated record
GCCAUUUCCAUAACACUAUGGGAGGAUGUUCUUCAUGUCAGUGUCUGAAGGAAAAGUGUGACCCCCGGUGUUUGAUCUUGUUUGUGAUUGCAGUGGCUAUGAUUGUGGAUUGCAUUCUGUUCACUGUUGUAGCUCCAAUCGCCCCAGCUAUUCUCUACGACACUGAGUAUGGGAAAAAAAACACAACAUUUCAGAACUCCUCCACUUCUUAUGCUGUUUCCAGCUAUGCCCUCCUUUUCGAAAGCUCAAGUAGUAAACCGUACCUUGACCAGAUCAUUAACACUACAGAGAGUCCUGGAAAUAAAGGGGAGUGCUAUAAGGGGAAGGAAUAUAUACAUAAUGAAAACGUGAGAGUGGGACUUCUCCUGGCAAUUAAAGCCAUAAUGCAGCUUCUGACAAACCCCAUAGUGGGUAAACUAAUUAACAGAACUGGAUAUGAUGCUCCAUUGUUUUGGGGCUUUAUAAUCGUGUUCUUAUCCUCUCUUGUGUUUGCCUUUUCCAAUUCAUAUGCUCUCCUUUGUGUGGCCAGGGGGAUACAGGGCAUUGGAUCAUCCUUCACUACAGUGCCUGCUUUGGGCAUGCUGGCACAAGUGUAUCCAGAUGAUGCUGAACGAGGGAGAGCAAUGGGUAUAGCCAUGAGUGGUGUUGCCAUUGGACUACUUGUGGGGGCUCCCUUCAGUUCUGCCAUGUAUGAGUUUGUUGGAAAGUCUUCUCCAUUUCUGGUUAUUGCAGCCUUGGCUCUUCUAAAUGGAGCACUCCAGCUUUGUGUACUUCGGCCUACAAAGUUAUCCCCAAUAGCUAUUCCUCCCACACCCUACAAAAAUCUUCUCUUGGACCCUUACAUUAUGGUGACUGCAGUGGGUCUCUGUAUUGCUAAUCUUACCUUUGGAAUGCUGGAACCAACUAUACCCAUUAGAAUGAUGGAAAUCAUGUGCGCCCCCCGCUAUCAACUUGGGCUUGCUUUCCUUCCUUCUAUGAUCACAUAUUUCAUUGGUCUGAAUGUUUUUGGGGGGCUUGCACAAAAAAUUGGGAGGUGGCUAUGCAUUAUGCUUGGGUUGAUAAUUCUAGGAAUCAGUGCCCUGUUUAUGCCUUUAGCAGUUAAUAUUUACGGACUCAUUGGACCUACUGCUGUGCUUGGAUUUGGCUUUGGCUUGAUGGAGACAUCAGUUAUGCCACUCAUGGCACAGCUGGUAGAUUUACGGCACACUUCCGACUAUGGAGGCAUCUACACCAUCUCUGAUAUUGCUCGUUGUAUUGGUUAUGCACUGGGGCCGUCGUGUGGAGGAGCCAUUGCCAAGACCCUUGGAUUCACCUGGCUAGCAAUAAUAUUGGGUAUAUUAAACAUUGCUUAUGCCCCUCUACUCUUUUUACUGCACAACCCACCUGGCAAAGAAGAGACAAUGCCUGUGCUAAGCCAAGAGGAGAAACAAGAGGAGGAAGACUUGUGACAUCUUUCCAAAUAUGUGACACUAUUGAUGAGGAGAUGGCCUCUAACACGGGCACAACCUACUGGCCAACAACAAGAGCACUCAUUCUUCUUUAAGCAAAAUGAAAGGAUUGUGCCUUAUUUAACCAACGGCAAGCUUCAAUGGGCUUGUACAAUGCAACAGAGGCUAAUUUAUUCAGUAUUAGGUCUGUUAUGUCAUUUUCUUUAUAAACAAGCAUAUAACAAGCAUAUAACAAGUUAAAUCAUAUAUUGUUAAGAUUUGUCUUACAGUUGAUAAUUUAACCGUGUGCUGUUUAGAGGGUACAUCUUUUUCUGGACCUCCACAAUUUCUGCUUUGACUUACAUAGACUACCUCCUUACAUAGUCUUCCUCCUGGUGAGGAACAGUAAUGGAAAUGGUUCACCUAGUCUGAUAUGGAGCAGAACAAGGGAUAUGAAAUAUAUCACUGACUGUUCCAUAAAGGUAUGAACAAAACUGUUGGGAUACAAGAGUUUACCAAGCUUUCUUGCUAGAGAUUUAUUUAUUUUCGGGAGGUGUUGACAUAUACCAUUUCUUGAUAUAACUCUGUUGUGCUUGAGAGGAUGAUGUUGCAGCACAAUGACCACCACCGCAAUUUUUCAAUCUCUUCAUUCUAGAAAUCACCAUACAUAAAUUAUAACAAGAAUAAUGAGGCAAUAGGUGUUACACAGUUAUGUCUCAUAUUUAAUUCACUAAUGUCAGGAAAGACAGGAGAGUUUAUGAUCAAAAUUUUAAAAUUACAAACUACAUAAAGAGAUGGAAUUGUAAAAACACUGAUAAUACUGACAAAGCUCAAGAGGUUAAAAUGCCUUAAAAAGCACCCAAACAUUUGUUAUGCAUUUAGAAGGAAAACCUGUUUGAUUGCUUUCACUUUUUUCACCAUUAUGCAAUGGAGUCAGACAACAAUGCUGUGCAGCCAGCCCCCCUCCCCCUCCAAUAGAGAUUUUCGGUGUUGUUUCACUCACAUGCACAAACCGCCGUGGGCCCGUAGGGGGUGCGAGCCUUGGGGGCAGAUUUAUUCGAGGACAGAAAUUCGGCAGCAACCUCUUCACCAGUUGAAUUUUCAUUCCGAAAACGCUAAUUCACUGGAAUGAGGAGUUUAGUUUGUGGUUAUCGAACACUGGCGACAUUUCGCAAGUGCUACUUCGGCAAUGUGAGCAAUUGAAAGCGAAGAUUUGCUAGCGCUCAUUUCUGCCUAGAGCAAAUUCGCUAGAGGUCUUCUGCUCAGGUUUAUUUGCAUACAGCGGGAAAUUUAAAGUUGAAUUUUGCAACAAAUACAUUACAUUACACAAGUCCAGGGAACUUUAAUAAAGAAAAUAGAGUUGUUAUAA